Molecule: messenger RNA, 1773 nt
Organism: Apis dorsata (giant honeybee)
Lineage: Eukaryota; Metazoa; Arthropoda; Insecta; Hymenoptera; Apidae
Product: CUE domain-containing protein 1
Exons: 5
Coding region: 359-1111 (250 amino acids)
Molecular function (GO): ubiquitin binding
Source: RefSeq, a predicted model, not a curated record
AAAUAACUUCAUAUUCAUAUUUUUUAAGAAAGAACCGUCUCGAGCUUAUAUAAAUCUCAAUAAAUUUUGACAGUUACUUAUUUUCUUUGCAACUAAUGACAUUAUCUCUUAGUUUUUAAUUAUGUGGAUAGAUAUUUCAUGUAACAUAAUUAAUUAUAUCAUAUAAAAAUAUAUUUUAUAUAAUUAAGUAAAAAACUAUUAUAAAAUGUAAUUAAUUCUUAAAUAAAAAACAUGACAACAUAAUAAUAAGAAACUGAUAUUAUUCAUUAUGGAUGAUAAUUUAUCUACAUAUUCAUAUUUUUGAAAUAUUUUGAAUCUUUUGAAUUAUUGAGAUUAGCAACUUUAUAAUAACCACAUAAUGGCCUCUGCUAUGGAACAGCAACAACAACAACAACAACAACAACAACAACAGCAACAACAACAACAAACUACUUUAGAAUUUUAUCAAGCAAUGGCUGAUUUUAAAAACAUGUUUCCACAAAUGGAUGAUGAUGUGAUUGAAGCUGUAUUAAGAUCUAAUCAAGGAGCUGUAGAUACAACAAUUGAUCAGUUACUUACUAUGAGUACAGAUAAUGAAAAUGAAAAAAUUAGGAGUGAAUUAGAGCAAAAUGAAAAAUCACCAAGUACUUCUAAGUCAUACAAAAUAGAUUCAACAAUAUCUUCAAAAAGUAUACGUAAAUGGCAACCUGCUUUAUUAGGACCAUUACCAGAUACAUUUCUUCGACUUCCUCAAGUUUCUGAAGAUAGUUUAGAUUCCUCUUACUUACAAGAAAAUUCAAUGAUAGAAGAUGAAAGAAUUGCUAUGUUUCUUCAAAAUGAAGAAUUUAUGGCUGAAUUACGUUGGAAUGAAGACUUUUUAUCAACAUUAGAAAAUGAUACAAAAAUUCAAGGAACAACUCUUGAGAAAUGUGACAGUCAAAUUGGUCAUGAUGAUGAAGAUCUUUUUAAAGAAAGACUAAAAAAUAUGGGCAAAAUGUCUCGACGUAAGUUUGCACAACUUACUAAAGUAUUUACACGCAGUAAAAAACGAGGAGGUAGACAGUUAUUACCUCCAACAGCUUCCUAUGACGACUUAUUAGAUUCAGAAGAAUCAUCUAGAUUUCAAUCUUAGAAAUUAGAACAGCUUUCUUAAUUUGUCAGGAAAAACAAUGACAAAAAUUCCAAUUGAUACUACAGUAAUUUAUCCAGUUCAAAAGCAAAAAAGAAGCAUAUCCUUAUUAGUAUUAAUAAUUGAAUGGAAAAUUAUAAAAAAGAUUUAGAUGAUAAUAGUUUUAUUAUUGUGGAUUAUAUAUUUAAAUUAGAACUCAAUUAUUCAUAUUCCAUACAAUUAAUUUACAUAAUAAUUACUAAAUUAUUUAAAUAAUUUCAAUUCAAAAGCACAGAAAGAUCAAAAAAUAUAAAAAUAAUAGCUUUAUAGAUGUCUAAAAAAAUGCAAAAUUACAGAAUAUUACAUAUUUUAAUAAUGUAAUAUGAACAAGUACACGUUCUAAAUACUAACAGUACAAUAAUUACAACAGUCAUAUUGUUGAAAUAAGAAUUUAUUAAAUUUUAUUAAAAAACAUGAAUUUUUUUAAUGUGACAUUUUAUAGCUUUACAAUAUGAUAUUCUAUAUAUAAUUCAUAUUAUUUAUAUUAUCUGUAAUUUAUUAUUAGUAGUAAUUUAAAAAAUUUAUAGUUUUUCGUAAUUUAUAUUUAUUUAAAAUAAAAGGUUUAUAAUUUUUGAAUUUAUAAAAACAUAAUAUUGUUAAAAUAUAGAAUAAAUGAUUUAUGAAUA